Messenger RNA from Megalops cyprinoides (Indo-Pacific tarpon), 1649 nucleotides. RefSeq names its product family with sequence similarity 49 member Bb (gene cyribb). The record is from RefSeq and is a predicted model, not a curated record. Gene Ontology annotation, molecular function: small GTPase binding. Gene Ontology annotation, biological process: positive regulation of T cell activation; regulation of actin filament polymerization. The transcript is spliced from 13 exons. Bases 285 to 1259 code for a protein of 324 amino acids. NCBI's taxonomy places the organism in Eukaryota, Metazoa, Chordata, Actinopteri, Elopiformes, Megalopidae.
UGUUGAAGGUGGAAGUGCUGUAUGUCUGUGCAUUCACGCUGUUCGAGAAGGGAGACGUUUUUUCACGGCCGUUUGAAAUAUAAAGCGAGAUAUCAACGCUAUGUAAUCCAAGGAUUUUCGUUACACGUGCAUUUGUAUCAGACACCGAUCCCAGCAGGAAGGCUGUGUGACCUUGGCUGUCUGCCAGGCUGGGCCCUCCCCUUCCCCCAGAGACCUGAAGAUCUCACCUGCUGCUUGUGAGCCCAGAUUCUGAGGAAAGAACACUGGUUUAAGGUACCUUUAAUAUGGGGAACCUUCUAAAAGUUUUGACUUGCACAGACCUUGAGCAGGGACCCAAUUUUUUCCUUGACUUUGAAAAUGCACAGCCCACAGAGCCGGAGCGAGAAGUGUGGGACCAGGUUAAUGUGGUGUUGAAAGACGCACGGGGCAUUCUGGAUGACCUGCAGGGCUACAAGGGAGCAGGGGAGGAGAUCCGAGAGGCCAUCCAGAAUCCAAAUGACGAGAGCCUUCAGGAGAAGGCGUGGGGCGCUGUGGUCCCGCUUGUGGGGAAGCUGAAGAAGUUCUACGAGUUCUCCUUGAGGCUGGAAGCGGCACUGCACAGCCUUCUGGGAGCUCUCACCAGCACUCGCUACAGCCCCACCGAGCACCUGGAGCGGGAGCAGGCUCUCGCCAAACAGUUUGCUGAGAUCCUGCACUUCACGCUCCGCUUUGACGAGCUCAAGAUGACGAAUCCAGCCAUCCAGAAUGAUUUCAGCUACUACAGGAGAACUCUUAACCGCAUGCGUAUCAACAAUGUCCCGGCAGAAGGAGAAAAUGAAGUAAACAACGAACUGGCCAACAGAAUGUCCCUCUUCUAUGCUGAGGCCACGCCAAUGCUGAAAACAUUAAGUGAUGCCACAACGAAGUUUGUGUCUGAGAACAAGAACUUGCCAAUUGAAAACACAACGGACUGCUUAAGCACAAUGGCUAGCGUGUGCAAAGUCAUGUUGGAGACGCCUGAGUACCGCAGCCGGUUUGCCAGCGAGGAGACCGCCUCCUUCUGCCUCAAUGUCAUGGUGGGAGUGAUCAUCCUCUACGACUACGUGCACCCGGUCGGAGCCUUCGCCAAGUCCUCCAAAAUCGACAUGAAAGGGUGCAUCAAGGUUCUCAGAGAUCAGCCUCCAAACAGUGUGGAAGGCCUUCUCAAUGCUCUCAGGUACACAACAAAGCAUUUGAACGACGACUCUACCUCCAAGCACAUUAAGGCCAUGCUGCAAUAGUACCAAUCCUUGGGACAACUGCCUGCUACUCACACAAUUUGGGAGACAGUAUUCUCCAAUGACAGCGAUGCACAGAAUGUUUUAAAAAAAAAAAAAAAAGAGAGAGAAAAAGCGCUACUGCUUCCCCUUACCCUCCACUUUUAUAAAGAAAAUGUUACUGCUAUCAUGUGAGUCUUUUCUGUGCCAAAAUCUUAUACAAAUUAAAUUGCUGAAAAUCAUUUUUUAUGUUUUGGAAAGGCCAUACAACGAGUGGCAGCUAUUAAAGCAUACUGUUUCUGGUUUUUUCUAUGUGAGGGUGCAGGGAGAAAUUUGACUUGAAAAUUUAAAAAGAUAAAUAUAUAAUAUUUUGUUUUAAUUAAUAUUUAAUAUUGCUUCCUCUGCAUGACAGAA